UCCUCGUCAAAAUUCAUCUGAAGAAAGACUGAAACAACGAGAGAGAGCGAGAGAGAGAGAUGAGCGCAGUGUCAACAGCAGCGUACGCAGCUCGUCGAGCAGCUCAGAAGGAGAAGGUUCGGAUCCUCUACAGACGAGCCCUCAAAGACACUCUCAACUGGGCUGUUCACCGCCACCUUUUCUACCCAGAUGCCGAUGCUCUGCGCGAGAGGUUCGAAACCAACAAGCACGUGGAAGAUCCGGACACAAUUGAUAGACUCAUAGAAAAUGCUGAAGCCUCCUACAAUAAGUGGCGCCACCCUGAUCCUUAUGUUGUUCCUUGGGCUCCCGGUGGUUCAAAGUUUCAUCGGAAUCCCACUCCACCUGCAGGGAUUGAGAUAGUAUAUGACUAUGGAAAAGAAGAUAAUGAGUAAAAACCUGCAUAUUUUUCUUCUCGAUAAAUAAAGAUCAAGAUGGAGAAUGACUAUGAUGAUGAAGAUAAUUAUUGCGGCCAGCAUCUUUGAUAUGUUGCUUAAGCAAAUGAUGGUUUUAAGCUUUAAACAGUUUUAAUUGCUUAGUUGCUCCUUUUUGAGGUGUAUUUGGCUUUUUUGUUGACACAAAACAACAGUGACAACGUGGCAUAUUGCAGGAUUGGAUUAAGCAUGAUGCUUUAUAUGCACAAAUUUCUCCUGGUCAAUGUAAUUUGCAUUUCCUUGGCUGCAUUGUUAGGCCAAUGUGCUCCCAUUAACCCCACAAUUGGGGUGAUGUAGUGUGGGUGUAUCUGUGUGCUAAGUGUAUAUUGCGAGUAGUGAUUUAGGGGAAUUUGGCCAUAUAAGCGUCUAGAUUUGGAGUUGACCUUGAUAAAAUGCAAAAUGGAUGCUUUUCGGUUCUCUC
This is a messenger RNA of Prunus persica (peach), 873 nucleotides long. RefSeq names its product NADH dehydrogenase [ubiquinone] 1 beta subcomplex subunit 9. Bases 60 to 413 code for a protein of 117 amino acids. Gene Ontology annotation, biological process: mitochondrial electron transport, NADH to ubiquinone. The record is from RefSeq and is a predicted model, not a curated record. The transcript has 6 exons. Lineage: Eukaryota; Viridiplantae; Streptophyta; Magnoliopsida; Rosales; Rosaceae.